This is a messenger RNA of Emericellopsis atlantica, 1052 nucleotides long. RefSeq names its product CobW/HypB/UreG, nucleotide-binding domain-containing protein. NCBI's taxonomy places the organism in Eukaryota, Fungi, Ascomycota, Sordariomycetes, Hypocreales, Bionectriaceae. The record is from RefSeq and is a predicted model, not a curated record. The transcript has 2 exons. Bases 169 to 993 code for a protein of 274 amino acids. Gene Ontology annotation, molecular function: nickel cation binding; GTPase activity.
CAUCGUUCAAGGUUACCUGACGUGGAAUGUCGAAUCGGCACGUGCCGCCACCACGGCAAUGAUAGCCCCUCCCCAGCCAGGCGCUCGCGACUUUGAAUUCCAACCUCCUCAAGAUAUCUUGCUCCAUUGGUAAGGCAAUACCGACUGCAGACCGACACCAGAGCAGCAAUGGCGCAAUCACAUUCCCACGACGGCGGAGCAUCGCAUACCCAUGACUCCUCGGGGUUCAAUGCGCAAGAGCAUGGCCACUCCCACGAGAUUCUCGACGGACCGGGGAGCUAUCUUGGCCGGGAGAUGCCCAUAGUCGAAGGGCGUGACUGGUCUGAUCGAGCCUUCACUAUUGGCAUUGGCGGACCUGUCGGUUCCGGCAAGACCGCCCUGAUGCUUGCCCUCUGCCUCGCCCUGCGCGAGAAAUACAACCUCGCUGCCGUCACAAACGAUAUCUUUACGCGUGAAGAUGCCGAAUUCCUCACACGCCAUGCCGCUCUGCCUCCGUCCCGAAUCCGAGCCAUUGAGACGGGCGGAUGCCCCCACGCUGCUGUGCGGGAGGACAUCUCGGCCAACCUCGCCGCGCUGGAGGAUCUGCACCGCGAAUUUGGCACAGAUAUCCUGCUCAUCGAGAGUGGCGGCGACAACCUGGCCGCAAAUUACAGUCGUGAGCUGGCCGACUUCAUCAUCUAUGUCAUCGACGUGGCCGGUGGUGACAAGGUCCCUCGCAAAGGAGGCCCGGGCAUCACGCAGAGUGACCUCUUGGUGGUAAACAAGACGGAUCUUGCAGAGGCCAUUGGAGCGGACCUGGGUGUCAUGGAGCGCGAUGCGCGGAAAAUGCGCGAAGGCGGCCCGACCGUCUUUGCUCAAGUCAAGAAGAAUGUCGCUGUGGACCACAUUGUGAACUUGAUCUUGAGCGCUUGGAGGGCUAGCGGCGCAGAGGAAGAGAGGAAGAGCAAGGGCGGCCCCAAGCCAACAGAAGGUCUCGAACAGCUCGCCAAGUAAUUAAAGAACAUGGCAACCGUACUCCGUAGCACGUGAGUCAAUAUUCGAUUGCUUCUGGG